Cryptotermes secundus is the source of this 3420-nucleotide messenger RNA. RefSeq lists its product as uncharacterized. Bases 871 to 2895 code for a protein of 674 amino acids. Lineage: Eukaryota; Metazoa; Arthropoda; Insecta; Blattodea; Kalotermitidae. The transcript has 2 exons. The record is from RefSeq and is a predicted model, not a curated record.
UAUUGUAAUAUGUACUUAGACUUUUGAUCAUACUAUAUACUAUUUUAAUGUGUAAUUUUUGUGUUAGCCAAGAGGGUGCUCCGAGAGAAGUUGAAACCGUCUGUCGCAAGCCUGAUACAUGUUAUCAACUCCUGACCUUUUAACACUUCGAUAACAUGUUCCCCCAAGCUGGAGAGAAGAGUGUCUAGUUUUUUGGUUCGUCCACGCGCUAUGCCGCACGUACACAACUGAACCUUUAAACUAUGUACUCAUGACUCCCCCACCCUCUUUGGCCCUCUUUUUAAAGUUUAAUAUAUAAUACCAGUAAGAUUAAAAACAGGAGGAGACUUCUUCAAAAACUUGUACUGUAUACACACUGUAUAUACUAUCUACAUCUUUUACUUCUUUUAAUAAAAACUUAGUAUAAUUGUUGAGCAUAGAAAUUCGUCUUCAAUUAGUGGGUUCCUUACCCGCCUUACCCAGCAAGAAGAUAUUACAUGGUGUCAGAAGUGGGAUAUCUUUGAAGACAACAGCUGGAUUCGAUUCGCAAGAAACGUUUGGUUUAAAGCUCAACAAUUUGGAAGUUCACACCAUCUGGACCUAGGGAGUCCUGCUUCGAGAGGUGUCCGAGAAGCCAGGAGUUACUCCAGAGUCUACGCCUAGGAGGAAGCGGUGCGCAACGCUAUUCAGAGAGGAGAACUUCGCUAAGUUGGUAGCAACAAGGCUUUGGAGACGCACUACGACCCGAUAUCCCCAGGGAAGUCGCAGUCACGCCCAUUGCAGCUGGUGCCGCGAGAUACGGCGAGAGGCAACCCCAGGGACGAGCCUCGAACCGAGAACUGCAUCGCUUGGAGCUACUCUACCUUACUUUUCUGUAAAAGGAAGGACAAGAUGAAAACAAUUCGUCUGUGGAUUGUCGGAAUUAGUCUCUUCCUUUGUUGUGAGUGUUUAAAGCCUGAACUUGUAGAAGUUAUAACAUCUGAAACAGGUAUUUAUUUUGACGAAGUGGGCCAGAUCUCAUUCUACCCCAUGACAUGGAAGGUUGUAAGUUACAUUGAUUUGAAACCGACACGUGAUCUCUGGAGAAAAGUAAAAGAGCACCAGAAACGCGUUUCGCAAUACUGCCAUGGGUUAGAAAGCGCUCCCUGGUACCACCUGACAGAUUGUAAUUCUUUUAAAGCAUAUGUUAACAAAAAGGUCUAUUACAUUGAUUCUUUGAAAGACCUAGUAGCAGAAUACCUGAAAACAGAUGUAUCUUACCGAAGGAAGCGAGGGGUUUUAGACUUUGUAGGUGAAAUUUCCAAGAUUCUGUUCGGAACCUUGACGCAAGCAGAUGCAAGAGAGUACAAUUCACACAUUAAUCAGUUAGAACGCGAACAACAAGAGUUUUUACAUAUUUCUUCCGAACAGAUGACAGUAAUCAAAUCUACUGUUAAUUCAGUGAAUUUGACAAUGAGACGUAUAAAUCAAAAUGAAAAAGUUUUAAAGGACAGCUUAAUCAAAUUAGACAAAAAAGUAAGUAAUGCCACUCUUGAAUUACAACAAGAAAUAGAGCAAGUGACUACGGCCAAUAUGCAAAUUAAGACUAUAGAACGAGGGUUAAUGGAAUGUCAGCAUGGAUAUGAAAUUUUAGUAGAUGCAUUGAUUCAUGCAGAACAAGGGACGUUUCAACCGCAAUUCGUAACUGCCGAGAAGAUCAAAACAGUUGUAACAGCUCAAAAGUUGCCUACUGGAGUUGACUAUCCUUCAUUUCCUUUUUCAGAGUUACAGCACAUUAUUGUACCUCAUAUCUAUUCACACAACCAAUUUCUCGUGUAUGUACUUGACAUACCCUUGCUCUCCUCAACACUAUUCCAUCUGUAUAAAAUACUCCCUUUUCCUACAUUCAAACAAGAUAAUGUGUUUUCUUUUAUAUAUUCCUCGAAAGAUUAUAUAUUUAUGGAUUCUCUGAAAAGACAGUAUGGUAAACUAUCCACUAAUGAAUUAACUAGAUGUUUUCACCCAAAUCCUAUACAGAAAGUUUGUAAAGAAGAGAUACCAAUACUGUCGUAUAUACCUGGAAAUGAUUGUGAAUCCACUCUACUUCAUCCCUCAUCACAAAAUAUUCCCCCUACCUGUGAAAUUAGAGUGUUAAGACUAACGAAGACCUAUUGGAUACCCUUAUCCUUCAGUAAUCAAUGGCUCUUUGUAACCCCGAAACCUGAGAAACUUUCUGUUAUUUGUGAUGAUAUCACAAAGCAGGUAGAAAUAAGACAAAAAGGUAAAUUGACAUUACAACAACAAUGUAAAGCUUAUACCACUUAUGUGACCUUGUAUGCUAUGAGUACAAAUGUUGUAAAUGUUUCCCAAGAUUUUGUACCUACCAUUCCCCUCGACUUAAAUUGUUGCCUAACCUUCGAAAAAGCGAAAGAGUUUGAAGAAAUACCUUUGUCAGUACCUUUAAGUAAUAUACUCGCAUCUGCAGAUGAUCUCAGACUGGCCAGUCACAAGGUAAAUGAGGUGGAACAGAUGAUUAAGGAACAGAGAAUGAAAGAUUAUUCGCAAUGGUAUAUUCAUGUCACUUCCUGGAGUGCAAUUGUGAGUUUUAUUGUAUUUAUUGUAUUCUCAUGUUGUUGCUGUUGUAAAAGUUGUCGUACAUGUUGGUUUAAGAUUUGGGACAAAUGGACCCCAAAAACUUGUUGGAAAGAAACUACUGAACGCCUGUGUAUUAACAUAACAAAUGUGCAAGGUAAGCAGCCGAGCAUUCGCUAUGGCAAAACAACACACACCUCUCCGCCUCCAUCACCCUCAUAUUCCGCUCGUGAACCCAAUACUUUGACCCCAAUGAUAGAAGAUGGUAAUGAAGAAACACGAUUACAACCUCCUGCAGCAUCCCUUCGUCGUCCCUUAUGUCCAAACGAGAGAAACUUCCGAUAAUGAGAGGAAAAGUCUGGUUCAAUAUAACCAAACUUUUAAGAAGAAGGGGAGUGUAAUAUUGUAAUAUGUACUUAGACUUUUGAUCAUACUAUAUACUAUUUUAAUGUGUAAUUUUUGUGUUAGCCAAGAGGGUGCUCCGAGAGAAGUUGAAACCGUCUGUCGCAAGCCUGAUACAUGUUAUCAACUCCUGACCUUUUAACACUUCGAUAACAUGUUCCCCCAAGCUGGAGAGAAGAGAGUCUAGUUUUUUGGUUCGUCCACGCGCUAUGCCGCACGUACACAACUGAACCUUUAAACUCUGUACUCAUGACUCCCCCCACCCUCUUUGGCCCUCUUUUUAAAGUUUAAUAUAUAAUACCAGUAAGAUUAAAAACAGGAGGAGACUUCUUCAAAAACUUGUACUGUAUACACACUGUAUAUACUAUCUACAUCUUUUACUUCUUUUAAUAAAAACUUAGUAUAAUUGUUGAGCAUAGAAAUUCGUCUUCAAUUAGUGGGUUCCUUACCCGCCUUACCCAGCAAGAA